AUGGGGGAUGAUAACGAAUCCUUAGCGCUAAUUCUUAGGUUAACGAAAAUCGGAAAAGAUUACAGCUACAGCCAGCCAUCUUCAUCAUCAGACUCUCUAAACAUAACCUCCCUUCUUCAAGCAGAAGCUGAGAUGUACGCCGAUGAAGCUGACAGUAGCGACUGCAAUGCAGAGCCGGUUCAGUACCAACUUCAACCAGAGGCUGAUGAUGGAAUUCCGGCAUGCUACUGUGGUGCUGAGCCUGUUCUCGGAUGCUCUUACACUCCUAAAGAUCCAUACAGAAGGUACUUUACGUGCCACAAUGUUGACGAUGGAAACUGCCACGUUUGGAAAUGGUGGGACGUGGCAGUCAUGGAGGAGAUGAGGGACUUUCAGACACAACUUAGGCAGCUCAAGGAGGAAGGUGAUGAGAGUGAGCAGAAGCUGCUUAAUCUUGAGAAGACAGUAUAUGAGCUAUCAAAGAAGAAAUCAAGAGCUAAGCUAAUGGUGUGUCUAUUAGUUUUAAUAGGUUUGGUCAUAUUGAUUCUGCGUGGUUAGUAUCUGUCCUUAUGCUUUUUCGUUGUAGUUUAUGGAAUUUGGAUAACACAUUUGACUGUUUUAUCUCAUGUUUUUCAGGAAUAGUUGCAAAGGGUUCAAAGGAGCGUGGCGUACCUCGCGAGUUUCUGUAAUAAGGUACCUCAUAGUCUUUGUUCUUUGAAUUUUUUUAAAAACAAAUAGUAAUCUACUUUUGCUUUCUACCUUCCUAUCAGAAAUAAAAGCUAAAACUCAUUUAAUGAAUUGGUGUGAAAUGUUAAUUAUUUACUUUCUACCUUCCUAUCUGCUCUGAUUUGAUUGGCUUUAAUGGGUUCUUAGUUAGUACUUACUCGGAUUGAUAGUACUUAGUCUAGCUAGUAUAGUACUUAGUCGAAUUAGAUUGGUGUUAAAUUAAACUUAUUUGCUUUCUAUCUUCCCAACUGCUAUGAUUUGAUUGUUUUUAAUUGGUUCUUAGUUAUAGAUGUCUUACUUAAUGCUCUGUGUCGCUAGUAGAAUGGCACAGAGCAUCCUCUAACCAUAGCUAACACGUCUAGCUAUGUAGACCUACUACAUAGUCAAAUUCCAGUUGAGCUUGAGUCACCCGAACCUGUUAGGUUUGGUAUCCAAGUUCCUGAUGAGUCUGGUGUGAAGGAGAGGAGGAAAUAGUCUCCGAAAGAGGAUAAAAUCCUUAUUGGUGUUUGGCUUAACACCAGUAAGGACCCUGUCGUCAGCAACGAGCAGAAAGCUGAUGCUUUCUGGAAGCGGAUUGUCGACUACUUCAACGCAAGCCCUCACCUGGUUGGGACAAUACCGAGAGAGCUUGGUCCUUGCAAGCAGAGGUGGGCUAGGAUUAACGAGCAAGUAUCCAAGUUUGCUGGAUGCUAUGAUGCGGCUCUGAGGGAGCAGAGAAGUGGUCAAAAUGAUGAUGAUGUGAUGAAAGCUGCGUUAGACAUAUUCUUCAAUAAUAACGACUACAAGUUCACCCUGGAUCACUGCUGGAGGGAGCUGAGGCAUGACCAGAAAUGGUCCUCUACCUAUCUGGCUAAGGACGGAGGAAAGGAAAAGCGCAAACAAGUGUUUGAGGGUGAUAGAGAAGAAGAGAAAGUGGGAGAAGCAGAGGGUAGACUUAUCGGGGUAAAGGCUGCGGAAGCUGGUAAUAAGAAGAAGAAGAGUGGUAGAGAAGAGGAGUUGUCAUAGCUACAUGGUCUUUUAGAAAUGAAAGAAAAACUCUCUAGACAUAAACUCCUUGAGCGUUUACUCGCGAAGAAGGAGCCACUCUCUGAAAUGAAAACAAGUCUUAAACUCAAACUAAUGUCUGAAAUGUUAUGAUGUAUUAAUCUUGUUUUCAGGUAUUAAUCUUGUUUUGAGUACUUGCGACUUUAAAACUAUACUAACUGUUGUCUUAUUUGUUGUGUCAGGUUCAGCUCAUGUGAACCAAGUCACGGGUUCUUCUUGGAGGUGUGAAACAAGUCACAGGUGCAUUUGGAGGUGUGAAAGUCUUUUGGUAUUUAGCUCAUGUCACGGAUUCUUCUUGUCACGGGUUCUUCUUGUUUCACGUUAUGUAUUAUAAGUAGUAGUCAUGCCUCAAGUUGUAUUCUCAAGUUGUAUUCUCUUGUUCAUCAAAACUUGUAUUCUCUUGUUUCCUCAAGUUCUUGUGUUGCUCGGAGAGUUUGUAAUAUUUUGGUACAAUGUACUUGUAAGAACAAGAAGUUGCUUCUCUUUCUUCUGUUGCUUCACUUUAUAUCCCCAAUAUCGCAAACACUUGCUCUUCUCUUGCGCCUCAGUUUAGGUAACACAAACACUUGCAAACACUUGCGCCUCUGUUUAGGUAACACAAACACUUGGGCCCUGUUCGUUUGUACAUCUGGAAGAUGCAUCCAGAUGGUCCAUCUAGAUGUCUUAUCAAGAUGCUCCAUUUGGGUGUUGUUUGUUUCUUCA
This is a messenger RNA of Brassica napus (rape), 2451 nucleotides long. RefSeq lists its product as uncharacterized. The transcript is spliced from 2 exons. Bases 1 to 537 code for a protein of 178 amino acids. Lineage: Eukaryota; Viridiplantae; Streptophyta; Magnoliopsida; Brassicales; Brassicaceae. The record is from RefSeq and is a predicted model, not a curated record.